UCAUUCUCAUUCUCAAGUUCAUUCUGUCUCUUUUCGCAUCUCUCCUUCCCUCUGUGUCUUUUUCUCUCUCUACUUCUCAUUUUGUCUCAUUUACCUUCUCCCCAGAGUGACAUUUCCAGCAGGAUCACCAGAACUUUAAAAGAACAGAAGAAAAGACUUGUUGGAAACUACAUUAGAGAGUUCACAGAAGUUCUAGGAACUGUUUCUCGAAGUAGAAGGGGUAAAAGAAGACAAAGAAGAAGAAAGAAGGUUCUGUUUUCUAAGCUCAUUUAGAGACAGCACCUCCACUCAGUAGGCCAGUAUGGAGCUUCAGAAGAUGGCUAACGGUCACCAUGAGCCCACCACCUCAAAAUCUAUGGAGGGAUUUGAUUCUCUAGAGAGCAUGGCAGAGAGAGACCAGUUUCUGCCCCAGAAGACUGACGCCUCUGGAGAAACACAGUUUACAGAUUUUGAGGGGAAGACCUCUUUCGGGAUGUCCAUCUUCAAUCUCAGCAAUGCCAUCAUGGGCAGUGGCAUUCUGGGAUUGGCCUACGCUAUGUCCAACACUGGCAUCGUCCUGUUUCUGUUUUUGCUGACCUUCAUUGCCGUUCUGUCGGCCUACUCUAUUCACCUGCUGCUGAAGAGUGCAGGAGUAGUGGGAAUUCGAGCAUAUGAGCAGCUGGGUUAUCGGGCAUUUGGGCAGCCGGGGAAGGUGGUAGCAGGCCUGAUUAUAACCAUUCAUAACAUCGGAGCUAUGUCAAGCUACUUGUAUAUUGUGAAGAUUGAGCUGCCCGCUGUUAUAAUCGGUCUACUGGGUCAAGAGGACAGCUCUGGGGAAUGGUAUCUAGAAGGAAAGUUUCUCAUCAUGAUCGUCAGUGUCUGUGUGAUCUUACCCCUCGCCCUCAUGCGACAGCUUGGUUAUCUCGGCUACACCAGCGGCUUCUCUCUCUCCUGUAUGGUGUUCUUCCUGAUAGCGGUCAUAUAUAAGAAGUUUGUCACAGAGUGUCCCUUCCUGAGCGGAAACUCCUCUGCCCACCUGCACAACAUUACAGAAGACUUCUCAAUCAAUGGCACCUCCAACUUUACAGAAAACAUCUCAAGCAAUGGCACCUGUGAAGCUAAACUGAUCACCCUCACACCACAGGCUGCGUACACCAUUCCUAUUCUGGCCUUCGCGUUUGUGUGCCACCCUGAGGUUCUGCCCAUCUACACAGAACUCAAGAAGCCAACAAAGCAGCGAAUGCAGAACAUUGCUAACAUCUCCAUACUGGCCAUGUUCGUCAUGUAUCUCCUGACUGCAAUCUUUGGCUACCUCACCUACUACGAUGGCGUGUUGGACGAGCUGCUGAAGAAUUACAGCAAGACUGAUACACUAAUGCUGUGCGUGCGACUGGCAGUGCUGAUCGCCGUCACUCUGACUGUUCCUGUCGUUCUCUUUCCAAUCCGCCGUGCUGUCCUGCAGCUGCUGUUCCCUGAUAAGCCUUUCCACUGGGCUCGUCAUAUCCUGAUCGCUCUGUGCCUCCUUUUCUUAGUCAACCUGCUCGUCAUCUUUGUGCCCAACAUCCGAGAAAUCUUCGGCGUAAUCGGGGCCACAUCUGCUCCCAGUCUCAUCUUCAUUCUGCCUGGAAUAUUCUACACUCGCAUCGUUCCUGAGGAGCAGGAGCCAAUGAAAUCUCCCCCCAAAAUUAUGGCGAUGAUGUUUGCUGCUCUGGGCUUCAUCUUCAUGAUCACCAGCAUUAGCUUCAUCAUCUUGGAGUGGGUCACCGGCGAGUCUAAAGGCUUGUCAGGACACUAAGCUUCACUGAUUGUAAAUAAAGAAGAGCAACAGAAAAUGCAGCACACUCCCUGUAAUGUGAAGCUUGAUGAUUUUGAGCUUUGCAUUUUUUUUAUUUUUAUUUUAGGCAGUGUUUACUUUGACAUGACAUGCAAAGACUCUUUUGAACGAGUGUCACCUCUAGUUCAGAAUCCAGUACUUAACUUACACUGUCCGCCACAGACCUGAUGACUGAAAGAAAACCAUAAUUUAUCUGGUUUGUACAAAAACCUACUUUUGAAUGUGGAAAAUGUGUAAAUUGUAAAUUAUUUUUGUAAAUCUAAUUUUUAUUCAUGGCAGAUCGCAUUUAUAUGCAUUUCAUUUUAGUGGAGAGAACAAGAUGUAGCUCUAUAUGGCUGCUUUUUUACUGCAGGGCAUUCCACACUGGAGCGGUUACAUUUUUUAUAUUAAUGAACUGUGUUGCUAAACCAGGAAUAUGAAUGCACAGCAUCUCAUAAUAAUUUUGAGACAGUUGAUGUUGUUGGAUGAGUCUGGUCGCAAAAUCCUAUAAAUGCGUAUUCUAACUUGCAAAAUGCAGCAAAAUGACUAUAAGACCGAUCGUAUACCCUGUGCAAGGUGCAUCGCAAGGUGUGUCGCAAUGCUCAUUCCUAUCGUACACCCCGUCAACAGUCUAUUUUCACACCUUGGGCUUGCACUAUUAAACAGUGUUUAGGAAUAUAUCUACACUGAUGGGCGUACUGGUCUGGAAGUGAGGUGUUUUUUUUUUUUGGUAAAUUUCUGGGGUGUUGCUAUUUUGACAGCGGAAAACACAGGUGCUCCACUGACUGAAAUAAACCUAGACAACAGUCAGUCAUCAGAGUCGAUUACUAUAGGUGCACCAUGCUGUUAAGAUAUGAACGCGCCAAAGUCAGAGCACAUCUGGCUCUUAAAGGGAAUGACAAGUUGGUUUAUUGCAUGUUACACCCAAAACACACUUAUGUUGGAUUAAGAGAAUUAGUACAUACCUUUUAUAUCGUAUUUAGUGCUCAAUUAACCGAUGCGCUGUAGAUAUGUGAAAUGGUGAAUUACAGCUACAGGCCUCAUCCAACAUCACUAACGACCAGGCUCCAGCAGCUUUACCAAAGCCUAACUAGCCAAUCAGAGGAUCCAAACAUCAUUAAACCCUCCCACCUAACAUUUCUGUGGCCCUCAAGUAACUAAUCCUACUAAAAAAAACAAGAGCAGCCCAGUUUAUAAGUGCUUCAUGCUGAACCGUGUUUAUGUGGAAACACUGUCUGGCCCUGCAGUGGAUCAGCAGCCUAAAUGAUCUGAUACACUGAAGAUACAGUGUACAGGCUGUACAGCUAUGGGACCAAUUUUAUACAUCUUUAUUAAUUUUAUAUAAAUCAUAACAGUAUGUAGCUGUACAUACUUCAGCAAUAUGUCCCCAUGGUUAUACUGUAGAUGUGUUUUAACUGCAUUGCCAAAGAAGUGAAUUGGUUACUGUUAAUCUGUAUAUCCUCGCAAACUGUUGAUACAUGAGAUACAUUAGUUACAUAGGGAUGAGAAGCCAUCUAUGUUUUUAUUUAUGUAUUUUUUACAUUACAUUUUUCUUAGAUUUUAGCAUGCUGUCACUGUUACACCAAAUCUGUUAUACCAUCCUGGUUAUUUUACAAAAAUAGAAACAGGUAUAAACCUUUUACAUAAUAUUAUUAUUAAUCAUAAAUUAUUCAAAUUAAGUCAUGUUGGAUUUAAAUAUUUAAAUAUUAAAAAGAAAAAAAUUCUUAAAAUUAAUUUACAAGAUUUUGGUAUGACAGUGACAUUACAUUGCAUGAACUUUUGUAACAUAUGGAAUAUCUCUGUCAAAUCUGGUCAGUAUAUUUACAGUGUCAUGCAUUCACAUUCCUAAAACUAUAAGAUAAAAAAAGAAAUAUUCAAUACACUGACAUUCCAAAAGUCGUGGGAUAGCAUUUCUAUUUUUGCCAGUGAAUAGCAGUAAUAGGUCAUAAUAAAAGACAUUAUUACUGCCCACAAUGAUUGACAAUGAGUGCAAUGAGUGGUAAUAAUAAUUGUGACGUGUGGCACCACUAUGAUCGGGAGAUCUUUAAUUCGAAUCCCGAUCAUGCAGAUUGCCAUCAGCUGCCGGAGCCCUGGGGGAGCACAAUUGGUCUUGCUCUCUCUGGGUGAGUUCAGAAGAUGGUGCAUGUUCAAAGAAAUAGAAGGAAUGAGUAAUAUUUAUAUAAGAAGCGUUUUUUUUUACUUCUACAUCUUGUAAAUGUAAAAUAGGGAUUUGAAGAAUGUGUGUAGUGUAAGAAAGGCUACAGAAGUUUUGGAAAAGUUAACGAGGGUUGAUGUUACUGCAGUGCAGGAAAUCUAAAGGAUUUACAGAACUUGUUUUGAAGAGGAAACAGAAGUUACACUAUUUUCAUUACUCAGCGCACGAUAAAGCACUAUUUCUGUCCCGUUCUUGUGGUGUCAGUUCCAAUUUAGAUUAUUUUUGUUUAGAUGCUUGGCCCCGGUGUACGUUUUUAAUCUGUACUCUUUGUUUUGGUUCAGUAAUUUAUGUUCCAUGUAAGCUUUCUUUCCAACAAGAGGACGAACUCUGACUGUAUUACAGGUUAUAUUGGGUAACACUUUAUUUGAAGGGCUUAUUUAACAAUAUGCUGUACAUGUGUGUCAGGCCUGUGACUGAUGAAGGUAUUACUUCCUGCUGUUUGAUUUUAUUUUGAAAGUCUCUGUCAUCACUGUUAAAAUGCUAAACACUAUAGUAUGGAUGCUCUUAUUGGAAUAAUUGUUAUAAUUAUUUUUCAUGCCGAUAAUCAAAUAGUGACUAGUGUUUACAUGCACUUUAUAAUCUAAUUACUGCAGAACAUUAGUAAAGUAGUAAACUAAUUGAUUUGCAGCCAGCUAAUAAACUGACAGAAUAAGAUGUGACCCAGAAUAAGAAAUCCCAGAAUACUCUGGUUAUGAGUUUACAGAGUUUAUAUGCACUGAGUAAUACUGUCACUGAGCUAACAUCCUGCUCUUAAAGGAGAACUCCGGUGUGAAAUUGACUUUGGGUGUAGUAAAACAUGAUAAAGAGGACUAAACUUGAUGAAUAGCACACCUCCGUUCUCCUGCAGCUUUCUGAGAUACAGUAAUUUUGUGCAGUUUGUCCAAAGAGGCUAGAAUGUGUUUUAAUGGGGCAUAUUUUGCCCCUGAAGAUAAAUCCCUUUUUACACCAUUAUUCAGGCAUAAAGUAGCUCCACACAGAGGAGAAGGCGAAGAAAGCUUCUUCUGAACUUUUAAAGUUUUAAAUGCCUCACUUUAAAUGUCAGGGCUCUCCAGAUUUUACCAAUGAGGUAUGGAGCUACUUUGAGCCUGGAUAAGGUUAGUCCUCUUUAUCAUGUUUUACUACAACCAAAGUCAACUUCACACCAGAGUUCUCCUUUAAUGUGAUUUUUAGAUCUUACCCCAUUCUAAGAAACAUUACAUUACAUUACAUUUGGCAGACGCUUUUGUCCAAAGGGACUUACAAUAGUCAAGUACAAUGUAAAAUAAGUUUAAAGGUAAAAACAACUUUGGAUAGGGAUAAAAGGAGGUCAAGGGGAAUAAUGGGAUAGAGGAGUAGAGAAGAGGAAGAAGGAAAUGAGGUUAGAAGUAGUUAGUGUGUUAGAGGUGUUAAGAGAGUAAGUGCUCUUUGAAGAGCUCUGUCUUCAGGAGUUUAUUAAAGAUAGUGAGAUAUUCUCCUGAUCUGGUAGUAGAAGGUAGUUAGUUAGAGGUGUUAGGAGAGUAAGUGCUCUUUGAAGAGCUCUGUCUUCAGGAGUUUCUUAAAGAUAGCGAGAGAUUCUCCUGAUCUGGAAGUGGAAGGUAGUGUGUUCCACCAUUGGGGAACUCUGUAUGAGAACAGUCUGGAUUGCUUUGUGUGAAUGUUUGGCAAAGCGAGGCGACGUUCAUUGGAGGAGCGCAGCGGCCGGGAGGUAGCGUAAGCCUUCAGGAGUGAGUGCAGGUAGGAAGGAGCCUGUUCUGUCAUCACCUUGUCAUCACCGAUUGUAAGAGCUUUGAAUUUGAUGCGAGCAUCAACUGGUAGCCAAUGGAGCUCAAUGAGCAGCGGAGAAACCAGAAACCAGAGUAUUCUGUUUACAUGACUACUUGAAGAAUUAGAUAACUGCAGAUAUCUAAUUAUAUUUGCAAUAUAAGAAGCAAGUAAAGGCUCUGAUAUGAAAUUAGGAACAGUGCUGCAUUCGGUUUGAAUUUGGAUUUUUGUUCUAAUUCAGGCAUGCCUCACCAACACAGAGUUCAAAAUCAAAGAUGGCGUUUACACACAUAAAGAGUAGUAUUAUACAGUUUAUUAUCACUUCUAUCUAUCUGUGCCCAAAAAGUUAUUUUUUUUGGUUGGAUUUUCCAUAAAAUAUUGAUAAAUGCUUUAGCUAACAGUUUUUUUUGUAAUGUUUUGAAAUACAAUUUUUGCACAAUUUGGUUUCUGAGCACCAUCAUCCGAGGUAAAUGAAAUGCAUAAAAUAAAAAAUACUAAAAUAGGUCAUUUAAAUACGUCUUAGAUUAGCUUGUAUUAUGUUAAUAAAUAUAGAUAGGAAAUUCUGUCAUUUUAUCUCAGUUAUCUGCUGAUACUAAUAUGAUUCCAAUAUCAAAAUCUCUACAGCGCAUCCCUACAGUAUAUGUUUAAUUUUUGAUGUCAGUAUUGAACCCUUCCACCAAAGUGUUGCCAAAUAUUAAAAUGUGUUUCCUGUAAAGAUGUUUUACUAUCAAUUUUGUAUCAACAUUUUCUGGCUUUGUGGAACAAACGUUUGCUGUAAAAGUUUAAUUUAUGAUGUACAGAUUAUUCAGAUGAAUAGAUUUGGUUAGUUAUUUGUAUGUUUUUUUUUUCCAAUGUUUUUCAUUCCUGUUGUUCAACUUUUAUUUUAUAUGUAUGCUUUUUUUUUUCAGGAGAGAAAUGUGUUGGACUGAUAGUGGACCAAGUAAAGCUACUGUAAAACUGUAGCUUUCAUUAACAAAUAAUUUUUCAUAAAUCCACUUGAUUGUUGAAGUGCCUAAAGUCUAGCCAACGUGUGGAUGUUAAUGUAGUAUAUAUUCAUAUUCAUAAUAAUUUGGAAGGAAAUGUAUAAUUAGCUAAUUUGGUCUGUCUUUUGUUUAAUAAAGGUGAGUGUAGAUAUUUA
Molecule: messenger RNA, 6885 nt
Organism: Astyanax mexicanus (Mexican tetra)
Lineage: Eukaryota; Metazoa; Chordata; Actinopteri; Characiformes; Acestrorhamphidae
Gene: slc38a5a
Product: solute carrier family 38 member 5a
Exons: 16
Coding region: 302-1774 (490 amino acids)
Biological process (GO): serine transport; glycine transport; L-histidine transmembrane transport
Molecular function (GO): L-glutamine transmembrane transporter activity; glycine transmembrane transporter activity
Source: RefSeq, a predicted model, not a curated record